AUGGCGCCCAUCAUGGCCUCAUCGAGGGCGUUUCUCGUCAUUUCCCUCAUUUCAGCACCGCAAGCCAUCUUCACCCUCGCCUCGGCGGGGAUCGUCGGCUAUGGGAUCGACCUGUUCCCCGACCUCUGCUGCCAAUCAUGUUACGAUUCGCUUUCCAAGCUCUCCCUCAGCUGCACGACCUUUGACAACAGCAGCUCGAUGGCCGGCAUGGACAUGAGCAUGUCCAUGUCGGUCACGAGCGACGAGUGCCGCGCCUCGAACCUCCCGUGGCUCCAGACCAUGGCCUAUUGCAUCCAGCAGCGCUGCGACGCCGUCGGCUUUCCGGCCGAGAAGCAGGAAGAAUGUUUUACCACCCGGGCCGCUGCUGGCUCCUCCCAGCCGGGCUUUCGCGCCAGCCUUCCGGCCUCACCCCCGACUGUGGAGCUUGCCGACAAUGCUACAUGGCUCAACGACACAAGUCUGGUGAACGCGGCGCUCUAUGCGUCCACCUACGGGACGUACCAGGAGUUCAACCGGGAAGAGAAGCUUCAUUCCGCCUAUUCCCUGGUUAUCGUUCUUCUCGUAAUCGGCUCGUGCACCGUCUAUGGUGCGUGGGCUCAGCUGGGCACCUCCAUUCCCAGCCUUGCCAAGCCCUUGGAGAACAGCUCCAUCGUGCCGUGGGUCCAACAGCACCUUGUCAUACCUCCAUUCCUAGGCUCCCGCCGUCUUGAGCCCCUGCCCGGCAAGCUGGGCUAUGUCCCGAGGAGGAUCCUCGGGAUCUUCAUCGCGCUCUACGUGAUCCUCAACGUCGUGCUCUGCUCCGUCUCGUUUGGCAGUUUUCAGCCCAACGUCUACUUCAUGUCGAGCGGCUUUGAGCUCUGCGAGUAUGUAGGCAACCGGACGGGGGUUCUCAGCUUUGUCAAUAUGGCCAUCGCCAUUUUGUUUGCCGGGCGAAACAACGUCUUCAUCGCCUUGACCGGGUGGAGCCAAGCCACCUUUUUGGUGUUGCACCGUUGGACGGCGCGGAUGUCUGCCGUGCAGGCCGUCGUGCACUCCAUCGCGUACACGAUAGCGUACUUUCAGCCGGGAUACAGCGGCGCGGCCGCCUAUGCUGAAAAAGCAGAUGAGGCUUUCUUUCAAUGGGGAAUCAUUGCCACAGCGGCCAUCUGCCUCGCAGCCGGCCUGGCCAUGUUGCCGUUUCGCAGGCGAUUCUACGAGACCUUUCUCGCUCUCCACAUCUCCCUGGUCGUGAUAGCCCUCCUGGGUUGUUGGUACCACAUCGUGCCGCACUUUGGCUACGACUACGGCUACCAGGUCUGGCUCUACAUCGCGUUUGCUUUUUGGUCGGCCGACAGGCUGGCCCGUUUCGUCCGGCUCGGCUUCUUCAACCGCCUCGGCCGGUCCAAAGCGAUCGCCGAGAUCGUCCCGGGCACCGACCUGAUGCACAUCACCCUCUUCCCGCGGACGGUGGCCGGUUUCGGCCCGGGACAGCACACCUUCCUCUACAUCCCGGAGCUCGGCAAGCCCUGGCAGAACCACCCCUUCACCGUUACCGGCUGGACCGCUCCGAAGCAGGCAUCGCCGAGUUCCUCCCCCGACCCGGUGCCCGUCGACGCGAGCACGGCCGAGGAGGCCAAAUCCGGAGCCAGCGCCACGACCUACAGCGACCAGAGCCCGGCCGUGCCGUCGAUCCGCGUCCUCGUCCGAAAGCACGCGGGCGCCACCGCCGCGCUGCAUCAACAUCUCUUCGCGGCUGCCGCGCCGGGGUCGGGCAUCCAGCUCUCCGUCUACAACGAGGGGCCCUACGGCGGCCACAGGGCCAACAUCAAGCCCUUCAUGGCCGCCGAGACCGUCCUGUGUAUCCUGGGCGGCAUCGGCGUCACCAGCGCGCUUGGCUUCCUGCAGUCCUUCGUCGAGAGCAGGGGCCGUGACGGUCGGGCAGCACAGGGCGACCAGACGUUGAUGAAGAAGACGACGCGGUUCGUCUUUGCUUGGUCGGCCAGGGAGGCGGGGCUGAUUCAGUAUGUCAAGGAUAACUACUUGGCUCGUGUCGACGGCGUCGAGUACAGACUAUGGUGCACCGGCUCCGUCGGAGAUGCGGAGCAGGCGAAAGCGUCGACGGAAGACGGCCCCGCUAAGCCGGAUGUGGCUUCCGAGCCUGGAAGAAUGGACAUCAAUGCAGUGCUGCAGGACAGCCUGGAGGUCGGGGUUGCCGCAACCGUCAUGUGCUGCGGGCCGGGUGGCAUGCUGGAUGAGACUACGAGACAUGUCGCUCGGUACCUGGGAGAAGGGUACAAAGUCACGUUGGUAGAGGAACUGUAUACUUGGUAG
This is a messenger RNA of Pyricularia pennisetigena, 2310 nucleotides long. RefSeq lists its product as uncharacterized. Gene Ontology annotation, molecular function: ferric-chelate reductase activity. Lineage: Eukaryota; Fungi; Ascomycota; Sordariomycetes; Magnaporthales; Pyriculariaceae. The coding region runs from base 1 to 2310 and encodes 769 amino acids. Gene Ontology annotation, biological process: copper ion import; intracellular iron ion homeostasis; iron ion transport. The record is from RefSeq and is a predicted model, not a curated record. The transcript has 3 exons. Gene Ontology annotation, cellular component: plasma membrane.